Seminavis robusta is the source of this 1488-nucleotide messenger RNA. The record is from the annotation of a GenBank genome assembly. Lineage: Eukaryota; Bacillariophyta; Bacillariophyceae; Naviculales; Naviculaceae.
AUGGGAAGUCUCAAACGCCCGGCAAAUGAGGACAAUCAACCUCGAAUGUUGCAAGGUGGAUUUCGCCGCAAUGGACGUCGAAGUUCCAGGAUGAAAGUGCCCAACAAGGCACCAGUUUCGUCACCCUAUUGCAUCAAAAUGUCCCGUACCAUGAUGUCCUCAAUGAAUAAACAGUCCUCACAGAAGAUGAAGCAUCGAAUGAGAAGAAGAAUGGACCGCAACAACAACAACAACAACAACAACAACGACCAAGAAGAAGACCACCAUCGAAGACGCAAUUUGAGACGUAGGCGCAAGAUGAAUCAAGCGGAUCAACAAGCACCACCAUAUGAUGAUGAUUAUGCACGCGGCGAGGAGUUUGACUUUCACGACGGUGAUAACGAUGAUUGGUGGUAUUAUGAUGACCCAGAUUGCUAUGAUCCUCAUGAUGUCAUCACCCGCUUCCCAACGUUUGUUCCGGCAACUGCCCAGCCAACUAGCACCACCACAUCCAGCCCAACAUCUGCCCCAGCAACAUCUGCACCAACGCCCACGACAGUAGCCCCGACAGUUUCAACAUUGGCACCAACAUCAUUCAGAACUUUAGCGCCAACAGCCACAACAUUGGCCCCAACAGCUACAACGUUAGCUCCAACAGCCGCAACCUUAGCCCCAACGGCCACAACAUUGGCGCCAACGACCGCAACAUUGGCACCAACAACUACAACAUUAGCCCCAACAACCACGACUUUAGCUCCAACAACGACAACAUUGGCGCCAACGGCAUCAACAUCUGCGCCAACAAUGACAAAUGUGGUCACGACACAAACUCUGACAAGCUUUGCUAUUGAGAACACUGAAGAUAGGUUCCCAACUCAAGCAGAAAUUGACGGUGUAAUGGAACAGCUUGCACUAUUCUACAGCGACCUGCUGUCUGCAGAGUAUCCCGCAGGAAAUCCAACAUUUGAAACUUUUACACCUACAGUCAUAAUGGACAGCAGUGAAGUACUUGGUCCAUUUGUUGUCACCGAUGUCACAUACACAUCUGAAACAGUCUUUGUGGACUCUAACAACCUUCCAGCAUCAACAGACAUUGACAGCAUUAUUGAAAAUGCCGACUACCAGGUUUUCCUAACAAACUACCUCCCAAAUGUAACUCCAGCUAAUUCCAUCUUUCUUCAGACACAAGCAGUCUCAAGCAACAGUGGCAUAGCAAGGAUCCCACGUGGGAAACCUGGAUUGGUCGUUUCAACAGAACCAGUCAGCAACAUUGGCUCAGUGGGGGCGGUAGCUGUAGCGUCACGGGAAAAAUCUGGCUUGGUCCAUUCCACGGAACCUGGCUCAACCAGUAGUGGCUCUGCUGAGGUGGCUGUGGCAGCACGGGCAAGGUCUAGCUUGGGUCAUUCGACAGAAUCAGCCUCCAGCAACAAUGAUUUAGGACGGGUGUAUGUGGCAUCACGCGCCAGAGAUGGCUUACAGCUGGAUCACCAACGUCAUCGCCAUCGGUAA